AUGUACAGUACUACUUUGAUUCAGGAGAACACUGAGCUCCAACGCAGUUUAUACCGCCCAGGUAAAAUCUCAGCUAACUGGCCUCCUCCAGAGAGGGAGGUUGGAAAACUGCAUGUCGAAAUUCGUCCUGUGAAGCCUGGAGAUGAUGCUGGAUGGAUCCAACAGGAGCAGAACGAGGUCAUCAGAUCUACUGGCUGGCAAAGAAAAUCGAAAAUCGAUCUCGUUUGGCCUCCUCCAGAAGGCGAAACCGCCCAAAGUCUAUAUCAAGGCCCUCAUCAUAUGCCAACCGUACAAUGGCCACCAGCUGAAAGUGAGGAGCAUUCUCAACAGCAAGUGGAGGUCCUACAGAAGCAUAUUCCGGCCAGGAAAAUGGAGUAUCAGUGGCCACCUCCACCUCCCGUCUAUCAGGGUGAUUCUGCAACGAAUGGCUUCAGUGCGUAG
Messenger RNA from Cooperia oncophora, 441 nucleotides. Lineage: Eukaryota; Metazoa; Nematoda; Chromadorea; Rhabditida; Trichostrongylidae. The record is from the annotation of a GenBank genome assembly.